Messenger RNA from Exophiala mesophila, 990 nucleotides. RefSeq lists its product as uncharacterized. The coding region runs from base 1 to 990 and encodes 329 amino acids. The record is from RefSeq and is a predicted model, not a curated record. The transcript has a single exon. Lineage: Eukaryota; Fungi; Ascomycota; Eurotiomycetes; Chaetothyriales; Herpotrichiellaceae.
AUGACCCCACAGCGCAUUCCCGGGAUUCAAUCAGGCUCCAAUCUGUUCGAUUUUGUAGCAAUUGAGGAUCAACACGAUGUGGUUGACGCCUGGAGAGCUCAACAACAGAGCAUUACAGAGGUUUAUGCUUGUAUUCUACGCAUGGAUCGGGAGAAGCUUGAAUCCACCGAACAGGCUGGGAUCGAAGAAUUCUCUUUCCAGGUACUCUUGGCUGCUCUAGAUUUGGUACGGGCUCGUUGUGCAACCAGACUGAGGUGCUUCCCCAAAUCAAGGCAGAAAGAUCUCAUUUCAACAUGUCGUCAGCUGGCACUAAUGAUACCUCGAUCAUGCUUCACGGUGGGCGAUCAGGAAUGCCGUGCAACCCAGUUUUUGGCUGGAAUACGCUCUUUUCUCGAGCCAAGAUCUCAUUCAGUUCAGGACUCUAUUGAAACAUCAACAGAAAACACACAAGUCAUGCGGUCCAACAGAAUUCGCUCGAACAAGCGUCAGAAUCCCUCCUCUCAUAUGCAAUUCAAACGAUCAAUCUCGAUUGUCACCAUUGAGUCGGACUCAGAGGCUGGAAUGACGCCCGACGAGGCGCAGCAACUUUCACGACGAUCAAGUUUGCCUCGGGGACCCAAUAGCGGACUAGCGAAUGAUCAAAAUGGGGUGGUGCCUCGCAUUGAUGAAUUACUCGGAUCUGAAAUCGAGUCGAGCCCAGAAUACCUCUCUCCCACCCCUGCGCCUCGCCAGCAAAAGCGAAGACGAAGUGCCUACGAUCAAGUAAUUGCUGAUCUUCAAGAAAAGGUCAAGGAAAAGGACCGGAUGAUCAAAGAGAGGGAGAAGAAAAUACACUUUCUCCACAAAUUCAUCUCUGUUAGAACCGGAAUGAAUGAAGCAGACCUGCUCUUGGCAGAAAAGCGUGUUUUGGUCAUGGGUCAAACAUACAAAUGUGCGUGGACUACGGCGAGCGGCGCACGCCUUGUGGACAAUGGUACCAGAGGUCGCUGA